Molecule: messenger RNA, 1845 nt
Organism: Pocillopora verrucosa
Lineage: Eukaryota; Metazoa; Cnidaria; Anthozoa; Scleractinia; Pocilloporidae
Source: RefSeq, a predicted model, not a curated record
ACUUUGGCACGAAUGACACGGAUCCUGCGCCUCAAUCGGCCUUACAAGUGCCUGAAGCUGGGAGGAGAGCUACACUUGGAAAUGGGAAAAAUUUCGGUGAUUUUCUUGGUUUCCUCGGCCCUGCGCAGUCUUGGGAGCUGUGCCCUUAAUGAUUUUCUAUGUAUCUGGAGGAGCGUUGGUGAAGAGGAGAGGAGUCAAGUAUCCCAAAAACCCACCAAAUUUCUCGCAACAUCACGAGAAAACUGAAGGAGAGUGAUUUUUAUUCGUCUGAGUAUUAAUGAGGCGGAUUCAGGGGAUCAAAGUUUACAUAUCUUAGUAUCUAUGAGUUAUUUUCUGAGAUCGAUUAUUCCAAAUUUCAGCAAAGAAUUCAAUGAAUGUAUCAAAUAACUAACGCUACGCGGCAUCUGACCUGUAGGGUGAUCUGAGUAAGGCAUUUCCUUCCGGAGUGUCACUUCGUCCAGCUCUCAAAUUGCACAUGAAAUAGUUUUCAGUCAGCUAAAGAAUUUGUUUUUAAAUUGCCGCGUUGGUUUGGAGGCUGCGUUGUUCGAUACCCAUUGGCUGACGGGCUGGAAGAUGAUUAACUCAGGUUCAAAAAUGUUCAUUCUAUGUAGAAUUACUUUGGCUGUAGUGCUAUGCCUUCCUAUAUCUGGAUUAAUAUUGCCUCCAAAUAUAUCUCAAGGAGUUUAUUGUGAGACCUGUAGUGCUGUUAUGAAAGAGCUAGACAAGUUUUUGGCAAAAAAGAGCUCAGAUCCCAGAGAGCUGCAGGUGGUAGAAGCAAUAGAGGAUGUUUGUAGAUCAAAACAUUUGAAAAAGUAUGGAUAUUCGCCAAUAACUCUUGUCAACGCCUGUAAAUUUUUCAUGGAGAAACAUGAAGAGGAUAUAGAACAACUGUACCUAAAAGGGGUUGAUAAGGUCAACACAGAAAAAGAAGUUUGUUACAAGUUGAGCAAGAUAUGUGAUGGUGUGGACAGAAGUAAAAAAGCGAAAGAUCCCCUUCAGAAACGCUCCAAGCACGACAAAGCGAAGUUGGUGGAACAGAUUAAAUUACAAGAGCGACAGCGUGCGAUGGGAGGCGGCACGAGAGAUAAAAAGGUUGUCUACAAAGAGAAAACUGAUUUAUAGUUAAAACUAAUGAAAUCAAUAUACCCAGCAAGUUGAGAUAUUUCUUUGUAGGCAGGAAUUUUCUUGGUUUUUUGCCGAGUAAUGCAGUCGACAUUACCUUUUGAAAUCACUGUAAUGACGUGAAAAAUGUUAUAAAUUACAGCAAUGCGGUGCACAAGAUUGAUGGCUUACGCAGCGUUUUGCGGCAACUUGCAACACGUUUGAUAAAUGUACACGAAGGAACGCGAGUACCUACAUGAUAUACACACAUGCAACGUGAAACGCAAACUUGACUGAGCAAGAGCAUUUCCUCCUAGCUUUCUCAGCUGAUGUUCCAUCAUGACGACGAAAGUACAAAUACAUUUUCUAAGUGGUGAUGCUCAGCUGAGAAAUAUCUUGCGUGCACCGCAACCAGUAAGAGACCUUUUCCGGAGUUGUGUCAUUGUGUCAUAGUUUUCUUGUAAAUGCGGGAGCGGGGAGAAUUGGCUCUUAGCUGUAAAUUUUAUGGAAACUUAACAAGCUUCAUAAAUUCUCCUUUAACUAUAUUUUUUAAAAAAAUUAAUUCCUUAAAAGAGAACUAUUAACGGCAAUUAUUUUACGUAGUCAACGAUCAGUACCUUCUUUCCCAGUAUGGUUAGGCCUGAUUAUAGGCCGUAAAUUAUUCCGAUACUUUAUCCCUUCUGAGUUAAUUAUGCCUUUACCUUCAGCAGACAAUAACUAAAUUAAAUACUAUGCUUUUUGUCA